GUUGAACCGGGUCCAAUAUGAGAUGCCCCUCUGUGAUGAUGAAUCCACCUCCAAGACCCUGCACCUCAUGGGGGACUUCUCUGCCCCCGCUGAGUUCUUUGUGACCCUGGGCAUCUUUUCCUUCUUCUACACUAUGGCCGCUCUUAUCCUCUACCUGCGCUUCAACAAGCUGUACACGGAGAACAAGCGCUUCCCGCUAGUGGACUUCUGCGUGACUGUCUCCUUCACCUUCUUCUGGCUGGUAGCUGCAGCUGCCUGGGGCAAGGGCCUGACCGACAUCAAGGGGGCUACCCGGCCAUCCAGCCUGACUGCAGCUAUGUCUGUGUGCCACGGAGAAGAAGCUGUGUGCAGUGCGGGGGCCACGCCUUCCAUGGGCCUGGCCAACAUCUCCGUGCUCUUUGGCUUUAUCAACUUCUUCCUGUGGGCCGGGAACUGUUGGUUUGUGUUCAAGGAGACUCCGUGGCAUGGGCAGAGCCAGGAGCAGAGCCAGGGCCCCAGCCAGGAGAGCAUAGCUGAGCAAGGAGCCGUGGAAAAGCAGUAAGCAACCCUCACCUGAUUACUCCCGAACUGGACAGCACCUCUUCCACCAUCUCUGGCUUCCAGGACCUUCUUCUUCCUCCUCCUUCAACUACCCUCCCCAAUCAUUCUGGGUUUUGAGCUUUGAGAAGAUGGAUGAGCAGGCAUCAGCUGUCUGAAACCUGGGCAGCCCUUUCAGUGGCUUUCUGUCCCUCGUUUUGCUGGAACCCCAGAUGUCAGGAGCUAAGUGCUUCUUGUCUACUGCCUGGACCCAGGGAUCUUACUUGAGGUCUUACUGAUACCCUCACAGCCUCUAAGAACCAGCCUCUGCUGCAGGUGAGGGUUGAGGGCAGGAGACCAGAGCCCUGAGACUGGUUCCUGGCAGCCUCCUUUAUCUCAACCUGUCCAGCUUCAAUAAAAGGGAGGAGGGGAAAUUGGCUGGCAGCCUUCUCCUUGGUCCCUGGUGUGGAAGGCCCAGCAGUGGUUUGGUGACCCCUCCUCAAUGGUUGUCAUCCGGUUCUGUGUCUGCAGUGAUCUCCGGUCAGCCCAGAGCUCGGUGUGCUUCCCACUCUCCUCUCUGGCCUCUGCUUGCCCACAGAAUCCACCAUAUAUGAACCAGGGAGGCUGACAGGCCUAGA
Messenger RNA from Loxodonta africana (African savanna elephant), 1154 nucleotides. RefSeq names its product synaptophysin like 2 (gene SYPL2). Bases 23 to 541 code for a protein of 172 amino acids. The transcript has 3 exons. The record is from RefSeq and is a predicted model, not a curated record. Lineage: Eukaryota; Metazoa; Chordata; Mammalia; Proboscidea; Elephantidae. Gene Ontology annotation, cellular component: synaptic vesicle; synaptic vesicle membrane.